UAUAUAUUGACUAUUCUAUCUGUACCUACAAUGAGAUUUCAACUUUGGAGUUUUCAUCUUUUUUUUCUUUCCAAUUUGUGGAGGAAAAUAAAUCAGCAUCUCAUACCUAUCCAUCGACUGAUACGUGUCACACAUUGUAUCCAACGAUCCAAAAUUAUAAAACAAAUAAUCUCUAAUAUAUAUCCAAAUAGCACAAAGAACCUUCACUUUUCUCUCCCACUCUUUCUUUUACUACUCUCACACAUAUCUCUGUCUAUAUAUCACUUUACAUAAACGACUAUUCCACACACAAACACACAUAGCCAUGGCCUCUUCUUUCUCUUCACAAGCCUUCUUCUUGCUCACAUUGUCUAUGGUUUUAAUUCCUUUCUCUUUAGCUCAAGCUCCCAUGAUGGCUCCUUCUGGCUCAAUGUCCAUGCCGCCUAUGUCUAGCGGCGGUGGAAGCUCGGUUCCUCCUCCAGUGAUGUCUCCGAUGCCAAUGAUGACUCCACCACCUAUGCCUAUGACUCCACCACCCAUGCCCAUGACUCCACCACCUAUGCCUAUGGCUCCACCACCAAUGCCCAUGGCUUCACCACCAAUGAUGCCAAUGACUCCAUCUACAAGCCCAAGCCCAUUAACAGUUCCGGAUAUGCCUUCGCCGCCGAUGCCAUCCGGAAUGGAAUCUUCACCUUCUCCAGGACCCAUGCCACCGGCAAUGGCGGCUUCGCCGGAUUCAGGAGCUUUCAAUGUUAGAAACAACGUCGUAACACUUUCAUGCGUUGUUGGAGUUGUUGCAGCCCAUUUUCUCCUCGUUUGAAAUGAUUAUUGAAUUGGUCAGCCUCGAUCGUUUUCUUGUAAUUUACCUUCAUUUUUUUCCCUCAAAUUAUUAGUGGUCAUCAUUUUAUAAUAUUUGAGUUUGUGUUUGAUGUACGAUUCAGACAUUUGUUUGCAUUAUGUGCUUAAUAAGUUUAUCGUUGACUCUACUUGAAGAGAGACUUUGUAUGUGAUGUAAAUUUCUUCUAUCUAUGGAACAUUGCAUUCGUAGUCAUAUAUAGGACAUAAAUAUGGUUACAACUUGGAAGGAUAAAUACCACAAGGCACAAUAUGAUCAAUACGACAAUACCUCUCAUUGUUAGUCGAUAAUAUCGAUGUAUAUAGUCACUAGACUCACCGAU
This is a messenger RNA of Arabidopsis thaliana (thale cress), 1157 nucleotides long. RefSeq names its product arabinogalactan-protein family. The record is from RefSeq and is marked reviewed. Lineage: Eukaryota; Viridiplantae; Streptophyta; Magnoliopsida; Brassicales; Brassicaceae. The transcript has a single exon. The coding region runs from base 305 to 799 and encodes 164 amino acids.